CUUGUUUGCUAGUCGGGAUUAAACUGACUUUCAUCAGCUGUGAGGUCAAGGCCUGCUACAUCUCCCCCUUAAGAGAUGUCGUACAUGUUCAGCCACCGUGGAAUCCUGGUCGAACGGGACGUCGUGAAUCAACAAGAAGUAUCGGUGUCGGCGGCGUUACGGGCUUGUCGGCGGGUACGGCAUCUUCUUCAGGCAGCACAAAGUGGUUUGUGCCAGAUCCACCUUCCAGUGGAUCUUCGGUUCCAGGCAGGGCCGGUGGUGCGGGACUAUCCGGAGCAGGAAUCUCGAUCUCGAUGGGAGCUUCAGGUUCUUCCUGGUUGGCUAGCAGCAACGGUCGAGCUUCUUCAAUCAGGAUCUCCCACGGUAGACGUUGUUGGACUUGGUUCAGCUGCACGAUGUAGUAGACGGAACCUUUCCGUUCGACGACACGGCUGGGAAUCCAGGACUACACUGUAUCCAGCAUAACCCAAGAAUGAGACAAACCAUACGUUCUCAUAAUUUUGCUGCCGACCAUAAUACAUUUUCCGCAACUGACUUGAAUAAGUUUCCCAAUUCUUCCAUCGCAGAUUAAAAGACACAUUUUUUUUUGAAAAUAAAUCAUUUUAU
Molecule: messenger RNA, 606 nt
Organism: Culex quinquefasciatus (southern house mosquito)
Lineage: Eukaryota; Metazoa; Arthropoda; Insecta; Diptera; Culicidae
Exons: 2
Coding region: 76-465 (129 amino acids)
Source: RefSeq, a predicted model, not a curated record